AUGGCCCCUCGUGCCUUCGAGGACGAGGAGCUCACCAUAUCGCUCUCGUCGUCUCACGUCCGACGACAGUUUCAAGCCCCGCCGACACCGGACGCGGCCCAGCAGCAGCAGCAUGAGGCUACGGGAGGUGACAACGGUGCUGCUGUAGACCCGACUAGGCCGCCCAACAUGGACAAUCCCGCAGCGACUCCCCAGCGGAGGGAAAAGGUCAAGACGGAGCAGAGGAUCGGCGCCUACAAGAUCAUGCGCACUCUGGGGGAGGGAUCGUUUGGUAAAGUAAAGCUGGCCGUGCACAAUGGCACCGGUCAGCAGGUUGCUCUCAAGAUUAUCGCGCGCAAGAAGCUCAUCAGCCGUGACAUGGCUGGACGGGUUGAGCGCGAGAUUGAAUAUCUCCAACUCCUACGACAUCCUCAUAUUAUCAAGCUUUUUACCGUCAUCAAGACCCCCAACGAAAUCAUCAUGGUCCUCGAGUACGCCGGCGGCGAACUCUUCGACUACAUCGUCGCCCACGGACGCAUGAAUGAGCCCGAGGCUCGCCGGUUCUUCCAGCAGAUGCUCUGCGCCGUCGAGUACUGCCACCGCCACAAGAUCGUCCACCGAGACCUGAAGCCCGAGAACCUCCUUCUUGACGAGAGCCUCAACGUCAAGAUUGCCGACUUCGGUCUCAGCAACAUCAUGACCGACGGCAACUUCCUCCGCACCAGCUGCGGCAGCCCCAACUACGCCGCUCCCGAGGUCAUCGGCGGCAAGCUGUACGCCGGCCCCGAGGUCGACGUCUGGAGCUGCGGUGUCAUCCUCUACGUCCUCCUGGUCGGCCGCCUGCCCUUUGACGACGAGCACAUCCCCAGCCUGUUCGCCAAGAUCGCCAAGGGCACCUACAGCGUGCCCCAGUGGAUGCCCUCGGGCGCCGCCAACCUCAUCAAGAAGAUGCUCGUCGUCAACCCCGUCCACCGCGCCACCAUCGAGGAGAUCCGCGACGACCCUUGGUUCCUCAAGGACCUGCCGGCCUACCUCCAGCGCCCCGCCGAGGAGUUCUUCAACACCGGUGUCGACCCCAACAAGGCCAUCCUCAAGAGCGACAUUGCCCCGCGCGCCUCGGAGACGGUGCAGGAUAAGCUGCACGGCGAGAUCACCGACAAGAUCAGCAAGACGAUGGGUUACGGAAAGAGAGAUGUCGAGGAGGCUCUGUUCUCGGAUGAGCCGUCGGCUAUCAAGGACGCCUACAUGAUUGUGAGGGAAAACAAGAUCAUGCAGGCCAAUCAAAAUCUCGACAUGUUGACCGUGGCCGAUAUCGAAGGGUCGAGCCCCAUGAUGAGCCAGUCAUCAAGAUCCGGCAUCUCGGGCAGCAACGUCUCUGUCCGUCCCUACGUCAGCAAGGUCGGCAUCCUACCCAGCAGCAUCCCGACCUACCACAAGGACUACAUGGAGAGGCGAAACGCGGGCGUGGAGGACCCGAGGCCCCGGCCCACCGGCGGCCUCGACGAGCCCUCGACGUCAGCCAGGACGGACGCUGAGAAGCAGGAGAUGGCCCGCCGCCUGAAACCCCAUUCACGCAGCCACAUCCGGGCCGACGAGGCGGUCAAGAGGCCGCAGGGCAUGACGCCCAUCAACCCUCCCAAGAAGCCCAAGCCUGUACGCUGGCAGUUUGGCAUCCGGUCGCGUAACGCGCCCUGGGAGGCCCUCCUCACCAUCCACAAGGCCCUCAGCAAGCUCGGGGCCGGUUACAUCCCCGACGAGGACUUCGAAUCAGGUCCGAUCCCCGGCAGCGGCGGCGACGACGACAACCAGUCGACGGGGGGCUUCGGGUCGACGGCCAGCAUGGAUGCUGGUGUCAAGAGCUACAAACUCCCCGCUGAUCCUUGGCAUAUCAAGGUCAGGUGGGAGACGCCAAAAUACCACGUCUACUCUCCCCUGUCGGCGGAGCAGACGUCGGCGGCUCCGGUCAGGCGACCAUUUGUCGCGAUGCACCUCGACAUUCAGAUAUACGAGAUGGAGCAGGGCGUGUACCUGGUCGACUUCAAGUGUUCCGGGUACGAGACAUCCGAGGGGAAAUUACUCGAGGAGAAGGAGGUCACCAGCCCGUAUCCGUUCCUAGACAUGGCGGCGCGGCUGAUUAUGCAGCUUGCCGAGGCGGAUUAG
Messenger RNA from Geosmithia morbida, 2139 nucleotides. RefSeq lists its product as uncharacterized. The transcript is spliced from 4 exons. Gene Ontology annotation, molecular function: ATP binding; protein serine/threonine kinase activity. NCBI's taxonomy places the organism in Eukaryota, Fungi, Ascomycota, Sordariomycetes, Hypocreales, Bionectriaceae. Gene Ontology annotation, cellular component: cytoplasm. Bases 1 to 2139 code for a protein of 712 amino acids. Gene Ontology annotation, biological process: protein phosphorylation; intracellular signal transduction. The record is from RefSeq and is a predicted model, not a curated record.